This is a messenger RNA of Oldenlandia corymbosa var. corymbosa, 1347 nucleotides long. Lineage: Eukaryota; Viridiplantae; Streptophyta; Magnoliopsida; Gentianales; Rubiaceae. The record is from the annotation of a GenBank genome assembly.
AUGGAGCUGACUUUGUCAUCACUUUUCAUCGGCUUCAUUCUCGUUUUCUUUUCUGUCAGAUCACUACAACACAAAUUUCACAAAUCCAGGGAUGUUUCAACCCCCAAACUUCCUCCAGGGCCAUGGAAAUUGCCCAUCGUUGGAAACAUAUUUCAUUUUGCCUUCGCAGGUUCACUUCCACAUCGAGCUCUGAGAAACCUUUCUCAAAGACACGGCCAAGUCAUGCAUCUACAGCUUGGGGAAGUAUCCACUGUUGUUGUUUCCGGAGCUAGAGCCGCGAAAGAAGCGCUCAAGACAAAUGAUCUCGCUUUAGCAAACCGACAAAAGAUCCUAGCCUCGGAUCUUGCCUCGUAUGAUUAUCAAGGCCUUGGGAUGGCGCCCUACGGCGAAUACUGGAGACAGAUGCGAAAAAUCUGCGUUCUGGAACUUUUUAGCAUGAAAAAGUUCGCGGGUUCGCUUCUAUUCGAGAGGAUGAAGCUUGGAAUAUGGACAGCUCGCCAAAUCAAGAAGCUGUUUAGGCGUUUGGACAGAAUCUUGGAUGAAAUUAUCCAAGAGCACAAAGAGAAAAUGGCCCGAUCACAAGCACAAUCCCAAUCCUCCAUGGAACAAGUGAAAGAAGAAGAAAAAGAAGAAGAAGAAGAUAUAGUUGACGUUCUGCUAAAGAUCAAUGAAAGAGGAGACCUGGAAAUCCCAAUAAAGGACAACAACAUUAAAGCUAUUGUUAAUGAUAUAUUCGCCGGGGGAACUGAAACUACUGCAUCGACCACUUUGUGGGCAAUGUCGGAAAUGAUGCGAAAUCCAAGAGUCCUGCAAAGAGCACAAGCAGAAGUAAGAGGUGCUAUGCCUCAGGGAAAAACCCGGAUACAUGAGGCAGAUUUGAAGGGAUUGAGUUACUUAAAGCUCGUGAUAAAAGAAACGCUCAGGUUAUACCCGCCUGUCCCCUUACUAGUCCCAAGGGAAUGUCGGGAGAAAUGCCAGAUUCAAGGAUAUGAUAUCCCUAUUGGGACCAAAUUUAUUGUCAACGGUUGGGCAGUUAACAGGGAUCCUGAAUUUUGGAUCGAGCCUGAAAGUUUUCGUCCUGAGAGAUUCUUAGAAAAUAUUAUUGAUAUAAUUGGACCCAACUUUGAAUAUAUCCCAUUCCGGGGAGGUAGAAGAAUGUGCCCUGGAUUUUCAUUUGGUUUAGCAGUUGUAGAACUUGCAUUGGCUCAAUUGCUCUACCAUUUUGACUGGAAAAUCCCUGGUGACAUAGAACCUGAACUGCUGGACAUGACUGAGCUCUUUAGCAUCACACUUCGAAGGAAAAAUAGCUUGUGUUUAGAAGCAAGCUUGAAAUUCCCGUUUGAAUAG